Messenger RNA from Pseudopodoces humilis (Tibetan ground-tit), 15818 nucleotides. The record is from RefSeq and is a predicted model, not a curated record. Lineage: Eukaryota; Metazoa; Chordata; Aves; Passeriformes; Paridae.
UGGAAAGCCUGAGCAGCAGCAAGCCCAGGCUCUGUCCCCUGCUCCCGCCUCAGCUGAAGCCGUACAGCUGUUGCCCGAGCAGAGAAAGGGAUUGGAUUUCACAGGCUGUGUAAUCUGCGACAGUGCUCUCUGCCUUGGGGAUAGCAACGAGCCUCACCCAGGCUCAGCCAUCCCCUUUCUGCCCGUCAGGAACGCCCCGGUCGACAUAGAAGGAAAAUUGUUUGCUGAAUUUCUGCACAGCCCUCCUUCCAAUUGCUGGAGAGAGAGGGGGAGUGAGAAAGAGAGAGAGUUUAAGGCAGGCUCUGCACUGGUGUUCUGGGCUAUUUCAACUUCAGGGCAACUUUAGAGAACUUCAGUAAUUUUUGGUUCUGGACGACAGCUGAGACCGGCUGAGCCCCCGGGAGAUGCUGAUGCCGAUGCAGAUGCAGAGGAUGAAGAUUCUGUUAAUGAAGUGGCAGUAGAAGACAUUCGUCCAAGGCCACAGGGAUCCUCUCCAGUUUUUGAGUAUCCCAUAGAAGAGGACUAUUUAAAGCUUCAAGAAGAAAACAAAAAACAUUCUACAGACAAGUCAAAACAGAGUCAUCCACAGGAGACAAUGGAAGUGACCCUGAAAACAGAAGUGGAAGCUGGUGCUAGUGGUUUUAGUGUGAAAGGUGGAGGAAAUGAAGGAAUAUUUAUUAAAAAAGUACUUAAGGAAUCUCCUGCUUCAAAAAUAUUUAGUCUUAGAGAAGGUGAUCAGCUUCUAAGUGCCACAAUAUUUUUUGAUAAUAUCAAAUAUGAAGAUGCACUCAAGAUUCUCCAAUAUUCUGAGCCAUACAGAGUCCAAUUCAGCCUCAAAAGAAAAAUUGCUGUGCAAGAAGAUCUAGAACACUCUACAGCUCAGCACAAAAAGGAAAGGAUAGGCCAGGAAAAAGAACUCAGUGACAGCAUUCCUGAAGAAACACCGCAUGUUUCAGGAAAAGACAUUUCAGAAGAAGACAGGGAAACAUUAAUUGUAAGCCAAAGGCUGGGAAGAAGUAAGAGACCUAAAAAAGAUAGAUUAUCAUGGCCGAAAUUUCAAACAAUCAAAAAUAAAAAGAUAUUGAGGCACAGAAGAUCUCAUAGUACAUCAGAUGCAUAUGAGCCUGCUAUACAGGAUAUUUCCCCUACAAGCACAGACACAGAGUGUCAAUUUCCACAAGAAGUCCAUACCAAAGAGAAGAAAGGAAGCCAAAGGAAGCUGAAGUUCCCUAGCAUUGGAUUCAGAAUGCACAGAUCCAAACCAGAACCCCAAGAGAAGCAAAAAAAAGAAAUAAAAACUACACUGAUAUCUGAAAGAGAAAACAUACAUAAAGAUGAUAUAAGCCUGGAAAAUCCUGAAAUCUUAACUCUUGAAUACACCACAUCUUCUGCUUAUGAAAUGAAAACAGGGGAGAGAUAUGAAACUUUAACAAAAGACUUAAAAGAGAUGAAAAAUGGCAUUCCCUCUCAAGUAAAACAAUGCCCUGAGGUUGAAAUAAGCAUUAAAAAAGAAAAAGACAAGGAAGCAACAUCAAAAUUUAGUGUACCUGAAGUACCAGACAUAACAAUAGAGAUACCAAAGCCCAGCUUAGAAACACCUGAUCUGAAAGUAAGCCCAACUAAAAAGUCACCACAAGCCUCAUCAAAAUCCCGAAAAAAGAAACAGAAAGGAACAGCAGAUAAAAAAGACGAAGAAAGUGGAAUUAACACAGACUUGAAGGGUCACACAGCUAAAGGGUCUGUACAGGUAAAAGGCCUAGAAAUAGGUACUGCUAAAGCAGAAUUACAGACAUCUGACACACUGGAAAGAGGAGAAAAUCAAGCAGAAGAGGACAUACAGAUAGUAAAUAUUCAGAAAAAAAAUUAUGGAAUUUCAAUGCCCAAAAGAAAAGACACAGAGAUUGACGCCACCAAACAGGGAGGUGAUGAUCCACAAUCAUUACCAGACAAAACAGCUGAUACGACUUCAGAGGACAGCAAGAAUUUCAGUGUGAAAUCUCUUAUGCCAGAUGCAGAAUCAGAAGUGUCUACUUGGAAAAUACAAAUGCCAUCAUUCAAAGUGGCGAAAACACCAAAAGCUGAUAUGAAAAUAGUAAGAGAAGAAAGCAGAGAGGACAGAGAAGAUAGGGUAAAAAGGGAAGGAAUAGAGGAAGAUGGCAUGCCCACAAAUGAUAAAGCCUUAAAUGUAGAAAUUGGAAUGAAGACAGGAGAAAAAGAUACAGAGGGGAAAGAAAGCAAAUUCAGAUUGCCAAAAUUAAAAUUUCCUACCUUUACCUGGUCAACUACAAAGGAAGAAACAGCCCAAGCUGAAGCACAGAUAAGUGAAAGGGAAGUAAAAGUGAUAACCCUAGGAUAUGCAGAAGGGCUUCAGCUCAGUGGAACAACAGAAGAAAUAACAGUUCCAAAUGCUGAAAUACAAGAAGGCAUAUCCAAAGGACAACAAGAUCAGGAUGACAUAAACCAAAAGAAAAAAGGCAAAUUGACAAGUCCAAAAAAAACAACAUUGAAAUCUUCUACAAUAAAAAUUAACACCGAAGACACAAAGGGAAAAAUACCGAUUACGAAAAAUGAUACAGAAAUGCAGAACAGCGAAAUCAAUAAAAAAUCAAAAUAUGAAAUAUCAGAAGUUACAAAAUCAGACAUCCAACUUGGCAAGGUGGACAUCAGCCUGCCCUCUGCCGAUGUCACCCUUCCACAGGCCAGUGUUGACUUGCAGGCACCUGAGGCCACCCUUAGUGUGGAAGGAGAAGCCAAAGUCCCAGAGAAGGAGGCCACCAAGACCAAGGACGGCAAGUUCAAGAUGCCCAAGUUCGGCAUGCCUUCCUUUGGCUGGUCCAGCAGCAGAGAGGCCAAGGGCACUGUGGCCGCCGAGGUAGAUGUCGGUCUCAAGGAGCCUGAAGUGACGGUGCCCUCGGCAGCCGCCGAAGCGGACGUGACGCUGCCCUCAGCGGACAUCCAAGCGCCCGGCGUGGAGGCGACGGUCGAGACCGUGGCUGUAGCAGCAGAGGGCGAGAAAGGCCGAUUCAAGAUGCCCGACGUCAAGAUGCCCAGCGUCAAGCUGCCCAAAGUCAAAGGUCCCCAGGCGCAGAUCAGCCUGCCCAAGGCUGAGGUUUCCUUGCCCAAAAGCCAGGAGGGUGAAGUCACCCUUCAAGGCCCCGAGGCCGAAGCCAGCCUGGAGGUGGCUGCUGGCAAAGCUGAGGGAGGCGGCAUGAAAAUACACAUGCCCAAAGUCAAGGUGCCCAGCGUGGUCUUCUCCAAGCCCACUGUCAAAUCUCCCAAACUGGAUGCAGACGUUGGCCUCCCACAGGCAGAGCUCAAGGCCACCGAUGCUGACGUCAGCAUCGCGGCCCCCGACAUCAAGCUGCCCUCUGUCCAAGGCUCCCUUGAGCUCCAGGCGCCCGACGUAGACCUCAAAGCGCCCUGCGCCGAAGGCAAGCUCGAGCUGGAAGGUACCGGCUUGAAAGGCAAACUCAAGAUGCCCAAAUUUGACAAGCCCAAAUUCUCAGUCUCCUCCCCCAAGGCCGAGUUGCCCGCAGCCGAGAUCAGCGUGCCCAGCGCAGAGGUCGACCUCCCCUCUGCCAGCGUGACAGCCGCAGGAGAGGGCCCGGGGCUGGGUGUCAAAGCCGACGUCCCCGGUGCCAAGACGGAAGGCGCUGGCUGGAAGCUGGAGAAGCCCUCCCUCAAGAUGCCCAAAGCUGACAUCAAAGCUCCCAAGGUGGACGUCAGCCUGCCCUCCGUCGACGUCACCCUUCCACAGGCCAGCAUUGACCUGCAGGCGCCUGAGGCCACCCUUAGUGUGGAAGGAGAAGCCAAAGUCCCAGAGAAGGAGGCCACCAAGACCAAGGACGGCAAGUUCAAGAUGCCCAAGUUCGGCAUGCCUUCCUUUGGCUGGUCCAGCAGCAGAGAGGCCAAGGGCACUGUGGCCGCCGAGGUAGAUGUCGGUCUCAAGGAGCCUGAAGUGACGGUGCCCUCGGCAGCCGCCGAAGCGGACGUGACGCUGCCCUCAGCGGACAUCCAAGCGCCCGGCGUGGAGGCGACGGUCGAGACCGUGGCUGUAGCAGCAGAGGGCGAGAAAGGCCGAUUCAAGAUGCCCGACGUCAAGAUGCCCAGCGUCAAGCUGCCCAAAGUCAAAGGUCCCCAGGCGCAGAUCAGCCUGCCCAAGGCUGAGGUUUCCUUGCCCAAAAGCCAGGAGGGUGAAGUCACCCUUCAAGGCCCCGAGGCCGAAGCCAGCCUGGAGGUGGCUGCUGGCAAAGCUGAGGGAGGCGGCAUGAAAAUACACAUGCCCAAAGUCAAGGUGCCCAGCGUGGUCUUCUCCAAGCCCACUGUCAAAUCUCCCAAACUGGAUGCAGACGUUGGCCUCCCACAGGCAGAGCUCAAGGCCACCGAUGCUGACGUCAGCAUCGCGGCCCCCGACAUCAAGCUGCCCUCUGUCCAAGGCUCCCUUGAGCUCCAGGCGCCCGACGUAGACCUCAAAGCGCCCUGCGCCGAAGGCAAGCUCGAGCUGGAAGGUACCGGCUUGAAAGGCAAACUCAAGAUGCCCAAAUUUGACAAGCCCAAAUUCUCAGUCUCCUCCCCCAAGGCCGAGUUGCCCGCAGCCGAGAUCAGCGUGCCCAGCGCAGAGGUCGACCUCCCCUCUGCCAGCGUGACAGCCGCAGGAGAGGGCCCGGGGCUGGGUGUCAAAGCCGACGUCCCCGGUGCCAAGACGGAAGGCGCUGGCUGGAAGCUGGAGAAGCCCUCCCUCAAGAUGCCCAAAGCUGACAUCAAAGCUCCCAAGGUGGACGUCAGCCUGCCCUCCGUCGACGUCACCCUUCCACAGGCCAGCAUUGACCUGCAGGCGCCUGAGGCCACCCUUAGUGUGGAAGGAGAAGCCAAAGUCCCAGAGAAGGAGGCCACCAAGACCAAGGACGGCAAGUUCAAGAUGCCCAAGUUCGGCAUGCCUUCCUUUGGCUGGUCCAGCAGCAGAGAGGCCAAGGGCACUGUGGCCGCCGAGGUAGAUGUCGGUCUCAAGGAGCCUGAAGUGACGGUGCCCUCGGCAGCCGCCGAAGCGGACGUGACGCUGCCCUCAGCGGACAUCCAAGCGCCCGGCGUGGAGGCGACGGUCGAGACCGUGGCUGUAGCAGCAGAGGGCGAGAAAGGCCGAUUCAAGAUGCCCGACGUCAAGAUGCCCAGCGUCAAGCUGCCCAAAGUCAAAGGUCCCCAGGCGCAGAUCAGCCUGCCCAAGGCUGAGGUUUCCUUGCCCAAAAGCCAGGAGGGUGAAGUCACCCUUCAAGGCCCCGAGGCCGAAGCCAGCCUGGAGGUGGCUGCUGGCAAAGCUGAGGGAGGCGGCAUGAAAAUACACAUGCCCAAAGUCAAGGUGCCCAGCGUGGUCUUCUCCAAGCCCACUGUCAAAUCUCCCAAACUGGAUGCAGACGUUGGCCUCCCACAGGCAGAGCUCAAGGCCACCGAUGCUGACGUCAGCAUCGCGGCCCCCGACAUCAAGCUGCCCUCUGUCCAAGGCUCCCUUGAGCUCCAGGCGCCCGACGUAGACCUCAAAGCGCCCUGCGCCGAAGGCAAGCUCGAGCUGGAAGGUACCGGCUUGAAAGGCAAACUCAAGAUGCCCAAAUUUGACAAGCCCAAAUUCUCAGUCUCCUCCCCCAAGGCCGAGUUGCCCGCAGCCGAGAUCAGCGUGCCCAGCGCAGAGGUCGACCUCCCCUCUGCCAGCGUGACAGCCGCAGGAGAGGGCCCGGGGCUGGGUGUCAAAGCCGACGUCCCCGGUGCCAAGACGGAAGGCGCUGGCUGGAAGCUGGAGAAGCCCUCCCUCAAGAUGCCCAAAGCUGACAUCAAAGCUCCCAAGGUGGACGUCAGCCUGCCCUCCGUCGACGUCACCCUUCCACAGGCCAGCAUUGACCUGCAGGCGCCUGAGGCCACCCUUAGUGUGGAAGGAGAAGCCAAAGUCCCAGAGAAGGAGGCCACCAAGACCAAGGACGGCAAGUUCAAGAUGCCCAAGUUCGGCAUGCCUUCCUUUGGCUGGUCCAGCAGCAGAGAGGCCAAGGGCACUGUGGCCGCCGAGGUAGAUGUCGGUCUCAAGGAGCCUGAAGUGACGGUGCCCUCGGCAGCCGCCGAAGCGGACGUGACGCUGCCCUCAGCGGACAUCCAAGCGCCCGGCGUGGAGGCGACGGUCGAGACCGUGGCUGUAGCAGCAGAGGGCGAGAAAGGCCGAUUCAAGAUGCCCGACGUCAAGAUGCCCAGCGUCAAGCUGCCCAAAGUCAAAGGUCCCCAGGCGCAGAUCAGCCUGCCCAAGGCUGAGGUUUCCUUGCCCAAAAGCCAGGAGGGUGAAGUCACCCUUCAAGGCCCCGAGGCCGAAGCCAGCCUGGAGGUGGCUGCUGGCAAAGCUGAGGGAGGCGGCAUGAAAAUACACAUGCCCAAAGUCAAGGUGCCCAGCGUGGUCUUCUCCAAGCCCACUGUCAAAUCUCCCAAACUGGAUGCAGACGUUGGCCUCCCACAGGCAGAGCUCAAGGCCACCGAUGCUGACGUCAGCAUCGCGGCCCCCGACAUCAAGCUGCCCUCUGUCCAAGGCUCCCUUGAGCUCCAGGCGCCCGACGUAGACCUCAAAGCGCCCUGCGCCGAAGGCAAGCUCGAGCUGGAAGGUACCGGCUUGAAAGGCAAACUCAAGAUGCCCAAAUUUGACAAGCCCAAAUUCUCAGUCUCCUCCCCCAAGGCCGAGUUGCCCGCAGCCGAGAUCAGCGUGCCCAGCGCAGAGGUCGACCUCCCCUCUGCCAGCGUGACAGCCGCAGGAGAGGGCCCGGGGCUGGGUGUCAAAGCCGACGUCCCCGGUGCCAAGACGGAAGGCGCUGGCUGGAAGCUGGAGAAGCCCUCCCUCAAGAUGCCCAAAGCUGACAUCAAAGCUCCCAAGGUGGACGUCAGCCUGCCCUCCGUCGACGUCACCCUUCCACAGGCCAGCAUUGACCUGCAGGCGCCUGAGGCCACCCUUAGUGUGGAAGGAGAAGCCAAAGUCCCAGAGAAGGAGGCCACCAAGACCAAGGACGGCAAGUUCAAGAUGCCCAAGUUCGGCAUGCCUUCCUUUGGCUGGUCCAGCAGCAGAGAGGCCAAGGGCACUGUGGCCGCCGAGGUAGAUGUCGGUCUCAAGGAGCCUGAAGUGACGGUGCCCUCGGCAGCCGCCGAAGCGGACGUGACGCUGCCCUCAGCGGACAUCCAAGCGCCCGGCGUGGAGGCGACGGUCGAGACCGUGGCUGUAGCAGCAGAGGGCGAGAAAGGCCGAUUCAAGAUGCCCGACGUCAAGAUGCCCAGCGUCAAGCUGCCCAAAGUCAAAGGUCCCCAGGCGCAGAUCAGCCUGCCCAAGGCUGAGGUUUCCUUGCCCAAAAGCCAGGAGGGUGAAGUCACCCUUCAAGGCCCCGAGGCCGAAGCCAGCCUGGAGGUGGCUGCUGGCAAAGCUGAGGGAGGCGGCAUGAAAAUACACAUGCCCAAAGUCAAGGUGCCCAGCGUGGUCUUCUCCAAGCCCACUGUCAAAUCUCCCAAACUGGAUGCAGACGUUGGCCUCCCACAGGCAGAGCUCAAGGCCACCGAUGCUGACGUCAGCAUCGCGGCCCCCGACAUCAAGCUGCCCUCUGUCCAAGGCUCCCUUGAGCUCCAGGCGCCCGACGUAGACCUCAAAGCGCCCUGCGCCGAAGGCAAGCUCGAGCUGGAAGGUACCGGCUUGAAAGGCAAACUCAAGAUGCCCAAAUUUGACAAGCCCAAAUUCUCAGUCUCCUCCCCCAAGGCCGAGUUGCCCGCAGCCGAGAUCAGCGUGCCCAGCGCAGAGGUCGACCUCCCCUCUGCCAGCGUGACAGCCGCAGGAGAGGGCCCGGGGCUGGGUGUCAAAGCCGACGUCCCCGGUGCCAAGACGGAAGGCGCUGGCUGGAAGCUGGAGAAGCCCUCCCUCAAGAUGCCCAAAGCUGACAUCAAAGCUCCCAAGGUGGACGUCAGCCUGCCCUCCGUCGACGUCACCCUUCCACAGGCCAGCAUUGACCUGCAGGCGCCUGAGGCCACCCUUAGUGUGGAAGGAGAAGCCAAAGUCCCAGAGAAGGAGGCCACCAAGACCAAGGACGGCAAGUUCAAGAUGCCCAAGUUCGGCAUGCCUUCCUUUGGCUGGUCCAGCAGCAGAGAGGCCAAGGGCACUGUGGCCGCCGAGGUAGAUGUCGGUCUCAAGGAGCCUGAAGUGACGGUGCCCUCGGCAGCCGCCGAAGCGGACGUGACGCUGCCCUCAGCGGACAUCCAAGCGCCCGGCGUGGAGGCGACGGUCGAGACCGUGGCUGUAGCAGCAGAGGGCGAGAAAGGCCGAUUCAAGAUGCCCGACGUCAAGAUGCCCAGCGUCAAGCUGCCCAAAGUCAAAGGUCCCCAGGCGCAGAUCAGCCUGCCCAAGGCUGAGGUUUCCUUGCCCAAAAGCCAGGAGGGUGAAGUCACCCUUCAAGGCCCCGAGGCCGAAGCCAGCCUGGAGGUGGCUGCUGGCAAAGCUGAGGGAGGCGGCAUGAAAAUACACAUGCCCAAAGUCAAGGUGCCCAGCGUGGUCUUCUCCAAGCCCACUGUCAAAUCUCCCAAACUGGAUGCAGACGUUGGCCUCCCACAGGCAGAGCUCAAGGCCACCGAUGCUGACGUCAGCAUCGCGGCCCCCGACAUCAAGCUGCCCUCUGUCCAAGGCUCCCUUGAGCUCCAGGCGCCCGACGUAGACCUCAAAGCGCCCUGCGCCGAAGGCAAGCUCGAGCUGGAAGGUACCGGCUUGAAAGGCAAACUCAAGAUGCCCAAAUUUGACAAGCCCAAAUUCUCAGUCUCCUCCCCCAAGGCCGAGUUGCCCGCAGCCGAGAUCAGCGUGCCCAGCGCAGAGGUCGACCUCCCCUCUGCCAGCGUGACAGCCGCAGGAGAGGGCCCGGGGCUGGGUGUCAAAGCCGACGUCCCCGGUGCCAAGACGGAAGGCGCUGGCUGGAAGCUGGAGAAGCCCUCCCUCAAGAUGCCCAAAGCUGACAUCAAAGCUCCCAAGGUGGACGUCAGCCUGCCCUCCGUCGACGUCACCCUUCCACAGGCCAGCAUUGACCUGCAGGCGCCUGAGGCCACCCUUAGUGUGGAAGGAGAAGCCAAAGUCCCAGAGAAGGAGGCCACCAAGACCAAGGACGGCAAGUUCAAGAUGCCCAAGUUCGGCAUGCCUUCCUUUGGCUGGUCCAGCAGCAGAGAGGCCAAGGGCACUGUGGCCGCCGAGGUAGAUGUCAGUCUCAAGGAGCCUGAAGUGACGGUGCCCUCGGUAGUCCCGGUAUUGGAUAUAUCGUUGCCUGACUCUGAUGUCCAGUCUCCCAUUUCUGGUGUUUCGCUGCAGUCUUCUGCUUGUAAAGAGGAGGAAUUUGGUAAAUCUCAAUCUCCUGUAUUUCGAAUCCCUAAAAUUUCCCUUUCUAAAAGUUUCAAACCUCCUGGACAAAAGCUAUCUGGGCUUGAUGUUUCUGUUUCCAAAACUCAUUCUUUAACAGAGGAAGCUUUUUCUGUUUCUUCUGAGAAUGAUGGAUAUAAAUGUUUGCCUGACAUUAAGGGAGAGGGUGUAUCUAAAAGUACCAAAUUCAAAGUACAUGGCAUUGGUUUCUCUAAAGCUGAAGUGACUUCAUCAAAAACUGAUCUGGAGUCCUCAUUAGAAAAGGGGGAUGAUAUUACUCUUACUAAAUAUCAAAGUAAUCUUACAGAAUCUCACUCAAAAGUAGCAUCUCAUGCUGAUGAAAAUCUUUCAGAUUUUGAAAUUUUAAGUGACGAUGGUUUUGAGGAGCAAGGUGGUUUAAAGCUAGAGGGGAAAACAACAUCUGCUGCAACAUCUCUGGUUGACACAGAGGUCACAGUUAAAAUCCAUAAAUUCCGAAGACCAAAAUUCAGAAUUCGAUCUAAGGGAAAAGCAUCUGAAAGUGACAUGGCUUCUAGUGUGGAAUCUGAAAUUAGCAAGGGAAGGAUAACAUCUGAUAUGACUGAUCCUGAUACUGAAAACCCAGCUCAAAUCUCUGAUGCCCAGCUUGGUGUAAAGUUGCAUAAGCCUUCACUUGAAGUUGUUCUGGAUACACCAACAAUGGAUCCAAAUCCCUUACCCAUGGAGGUUACCUUGCCAAAAUUAGAAGCAGAAAUCCAUUGCCCAGAUUUAAAGUGCAAGGCAGAACAGGAAGUAAUUACAGAAGAGAGGGGUACUGAGGAGAAAGAAAACAAAUUUAAAUCAUCAAAAUUCAAACUACCUUCAUUUAGGUGGUCACCAAAGAAAGAAGCUGUUGCUUCUUCUCAUGUUGAGGAGCAUCUAGAAGGACCCACUUUGUAUACUUUAUCUGGAGACAUGGAAUCUGAAUUAACUUUUCCUGCUCCUGAGAAUCAAUACAUCCAUGAAGAAUUUGAUACAACAGAAAAAGAUGGUGAAAAGUUCAAAACCAAGAAGUCCCAAUUUGCCAUGCCAAAGAUCUCAUUCCCUAAAAUGAAGGGUCAGAAAGUACAGGUCUCUCUGCCUGUACUGGAAACUGAUGUUUCUGGAUCCAAACAAGAAAAAGAAGGUGUUUCUGUUCAGAAGUCUGAGAAAGGGAGUAGUGGAGAAGGGGCAGGACUGGGCAUAAAAGUGCCAAAAGUUACAGCCCCAACUUUGGAAUUUUCUAAACCAGAAGCCAAAGCUCCCAAAAUGGAGAUGGAUAUUAGCAUGCCUACAGGUGAGGUCACAGCUCCUGCCUGUGAAGAAGAUGAGCUGAGAAGACUGAAAUCAGUUGCUGCUAGUGCCAGCCUCUCCACCUCAGAUAUUAAGAUGAUACCUGAAGGUUCGCUUGAGGUGAAGAGUCCUGACAUAAGCGUUGAAAGAACAUCAAGUGAAAUUGCUGUGGGUGAUGUAGAGAUAAAAGCUGAAGGUUCUGAAGGGAAAACAAAAAUGUCUAAAUUCCAAAUGCCAAAAGUAGGAAUUAAACUUUCUAAAGGGAAAGGAUCACAAAAGGAUGUUGGCCAAUCGAAAUCAGAAGUCAAGGUUCCCCAGCUAAAAGCAAUGGUAGAAAUAUCUGACAUUGCUGUUGAAGCACCAGACUUGGAGGUGGAAUGUGGCACAGAAACAGAGACUUACAGCCCUGAAGCCAAAAUUACUAAACCUGACAAUAAGGCAUCAGAGGCUGAUUUUCACCUCCCAUCAGCUGACAUUUCUAUUCCAAAAACAGACAGUGAUAUUCAGGAUUCAGAUGCAGCAGUAAAGAUCAAGAAGGAAAUAAAGCAAGAUGGAGAUGAAGAAGAGAAAGAAGGACAUUUCAAAAUGCCCAAAUUCAAACUUCCAUCCUUCAGUUGGUCACCAAAGAAGGAAGCAAGUGUUAAAUCAGAUCCUGGAGCAAAUUUGGAAGAUCAAAAGCUCACUGUCAUGUCAAGCAGAAUAGACACAGAAGUAAAAGGAACUGCAACUGAUGAUCAAGGUAGUGGGCCAGACCUUGAUCUGGAAAUAUCUGCAGGAAAAGUUGAACAAAAAAGUCCAGUUAAAAAGCCACAGUUUGUCAUGCCUAAAAUUUCACUCUCCAAGAUCAAGGUUCCAAAAUCUCAGUCUCAUUCACCAAAAGUUGAAGCUGAUGCUACUCUUCCUAAAACAGAAAUAGAAGGUGAUGAUUCAAUUAAGAUACCUGAUAUAGAAAAAAGUCAUCCUGAAGGGACUGAAGAAGAGGCACAAAUAAGCAUAAAACUGUCUGACACUAUGGUCCACACUCUGGAGUUUUCCAGAGUAGAAACUGAAGCCUCCAAAACUGAAAUAACAGUCAGCUCAGCAAAGAUUGAUGAUUCUUUGACUCUCUCAGAGGGGAGUUUUCAACAGGUUAACUUAAUUUCAAGUUCCACCAAUGAAUGUAACAUUCAAAAAACAGGUAUUAAGCUCCCCAAAGGAGAAGCUUCAGUUGAUUUGAAGAGCCCUGAUAUAUUAACAGAAAGCUCAUCAGUUGUGGAUGGAAGAAAAGUGAAAUUGGAAGGUCCUGAAGGGAAGAUUAAAAUGCCCAAAUUCCAGAAGACAAAGUUUGGAAUCUCCCUAACAAAAGGGAAAGUCCCCGACACAGAGAUCAGCUCCCCAAAAAUAGAAACUGAGCUACCCCAGCUAAGAACAACAAACAAAAUUGCUGACAUUGCUGUGGGAGUUCCAGCAUCAGAACUUACAUCUGAUAUGUCAGAUCCUGGAGUAGUUGAUGGUAAGAUAAAAACACCUCAAGCUCUGAUGGGUGGCAUUGAAGAUGCAAAGGUAGACAUAAGCAUCCAGUCAGUGUCUAAACCAAAACCAGAGGGAGUUAUUGAGAGUCUUGAGGAGAAGGAAAUCAAAUUGAAAGAAAAUGAAAUAAAAGCUGAAGAAGUUCAGACUGAAGAAUAUCAGGGAUGGUUUAAAAUGCCAAAAUUCAGAAUACCUGCAUUUGGGAGGUCAUCCUUAAAAGAAAAAAAAAGUAAUGUUGAUAUUGAAAGAAGUAUGGAAAAAGUUCAGGCAGCUAUUCCUUCUGCUAAAGUACAAACUGAAACAAGUAUUCCUGAAAAUACCUUCUCAUUACCGCAUGCAGUUGCUGAAAUUACUAUUGGAAAAGAAGGGAUUCAAAAAUUAGGAGAUUCUGUGAAAUGUUCUGAUGCUUGUUUGCCAAAGAUGGAAGGAGAUAUUUCAUUAUCCACAGAAAGAACAGACAGUAGAGUGAAUAUUCCAAAAACUGAAACUUAUGCAGAUGUAGUUAAGCGCAGUGCUGAAGGACAUACUUCAGAAAUCACUGUGUCUGCAGAAGAAUUGCCUAAAUCAUACCCAAGUGCUUCAGAAACUGACAAAGAAAAGAGUUCAAUAAAUAGGUUUCCUACACGUACUCUGACGUUUCCAGAGCAUAAAGGCAAAUCAUGGGAUAUAGAAGUCGCAAAGGUAGAAAGUUCCAUGAAGUUAGAGACAUCAGGGGUAGGAUGCAAACCAUCAUCAGCUGAAAUUACCCUGGAUGUAACACAGAAGGAAAUAGAUGUUAGUCUUCCAAAGGAAGAGCUAGAUAUUCAAAAUAAAGAGAUGACAAUUAAAAAAGGAAAGAUAAAGGACGAGGUGAAAAUCAUAGGAAAAGACAGUGAAGAAAGUAAAUUAAAAAGGACUAUAUGUGAAUGGUCUACAACAAAAGGAUCAGAAGAUGGUACUUACGUUACUGCUAAGCUGGAAGACCUAAAGGUAGAAGUUCCAACAGUGAAGACAGAUGUUAAAAUUACUAGAGUAGAUCCUGAAAUGAAAUUUCAAGUGAAAAGUGUUGAAAAGGAUGUGUCUGCAGGAGUGGAAGUGCAAGUAGAAGACAGAACAGAAACAAGUAAAAUUAAAGCAUACAAGUUUAAGAUUCCAAAGUUUGGAAUAUUGCAUUCAGAAAUCAAGGGGUUUGAAGAUGAUAUCAGUUUGCCAAAGUCAGAAGCUGAUUCAGCACCUAGAAGUGAAAGAGGCACAGCAGAAAUGCAGUUAAAAAAACCGGAAGGAUCAACUGGCCUGAAAAGUCCAGCUCUAGAUGAUAUAGAAGCAGCCACCAGAGUAACAGGGGAAACAGUAGACCAAACACAAGGUGUCCCAGAAGUAAGUGUAAGAAUUCCCAAACUAAGAAUACCAAGAUUCACUUUCAGAACUCUUCCAAUUGAAGCUGAUGUUUUACUGUCAAAAGUAGCAACAGAUCCAAAGGGAUCUAGUACUGACACUGAAAUAGUGCAACUGCAAGCAAGCUCUGCUAUCCCUGAAGAAACACCAGGAACUCCAGAGGGAGGUAUUCAAAAAGCAAAAAGCAAAAUUUUAAUGCUGACUGAACCUGACAUUAAAACAGCACAAAUGACAGCUACCAUAGAGUCCUCCCUUUCAAAUGCAGGGCAAGACAUUCAUUGGUCUUAUAUAGAGGGCCAAGAAGUAAGUGAGAAAGUAGAACCUGAACAUGUUGCUAUUGAGCGGUGUGAGAUUUACACUACUGAAAUACUGAAAGAAUCAGAGGUUCUGUCAUCAGAAGUCAAAACUGCUGCUUUGGGAUUCUCAUUGCUUAAGGCAAAGUUGCCUGAAUCACACAGCGAUUUAGACGUGGUGGUCCAGCAGCCAUCUCCAACAGGAGGUGAAUCAGUGAGAAAACCUACAGGUGCUGGUGAAAGCUUUGGAGUAGCAGCCAAGAGAACUGGCAGUGCUGAGCUUAAACUAUCUGACAAACCACACUGUGAGUCUGAAGAAUCUAGAGGAAAAGUAAGUUUGACAAAGUUGAAAACAUCUGCUGCUGAAGUAAAGUGUUCCAGUAAACUGGAAGAGAGUUUUCCUGAUACACCCCCUCAGGAAAUAACUGCAGCUCCCCUCUCUGAAGAUGAAGAUGUAGUUGAAGCAGUGGAAGGUGAAGAAAAAGACAUAACGAAUGAGAAAGAAAAGACUGAUAGUAAAAGAUCUCCUGGAAGAUUCAAAUUUUGGCUUCCAAGUAUUGGCUUUUCUUCUUCUGGGGAUGAAACAAGCACAGAUGCAAAACCAGAAAUAAAAAAAUCAGUUCCAGAAGAUGUGAAACCUGCUGACACAUCGGAUGAUUCUGCUAAGCAGGCUGAAAAAACUGGAUGGUUUAGAUUUCCCAAGCUUGGUUUCACAUCUCCUUCUAAAAAGGCUAAGUUUGUUGACAAAGAAGAGGUGGGUCAUAAAGAGGGGAGACUCUCAGAUGAAGAUAGCCCAACAGAUAAACCAGAUGUGUUUUUUGAUGCACAAGAAAGCUUAUCACCUAAAGAGAUAGGAGAAGGUGAAAAAGCUGAAAUUGAUGGGGCCUCGUCUAUUGUGACAUCUUCAGCAAGAACUGAACUAAUCUUGUUGGAGGAAGAAAAAGAUAGUAAAUCUAAUAUUGCUGGAGAUACAACCAAAUGAAGGUUGCAUUUUCUCAAUCCUCAGUGAAAACAAAAUCAUCUGUAUAUACAGAAGAGAAUGUUUUCCUGAUUUUCUAGUAACUGAAAAUUUAAACCCAAGGCUGGUAUUCAUGAAAACACUUGAACAGAAUUUACCACAUUCAGAUUUUCAAGUAUAUGUAUGUACUAGAUUGUACACUAAUAAAAAUAGUGAUUUCUUCAUAUCUACCCCAAGGGCAAAAGUUAUGACAGGUGCUGUUAUGACAGAGCCCAUAGUUUGAGUAAAGUCUGAGCAGAUACCAGAACCAUGAAAGUAAAUCAUUGAAAGGCUCAAUGAUAGCAAAAGACUUGUUAAAGAGGCUUCUCAAAACACAUCAGUUAUAUUUAGAUUGCAGAUUAUUUCCAGAAUGGAUUCUAAACUUGUACUAUGAGAACUAUACUUACCUGUUUAGAUUUUGGAACUUUCUAAUCUAUUUUUGCUUUGUUAUUAAAAUGUUUUUCUUUAUUUCAGCUAAGGUAGUAUGUAUAUUCCACAAACACUUUAAAAUACAAGAUAAAAAUUAAAUACUAGUGUAGAGAGACUAAUGCUUUGCCUCUUCCUCUCUUCUCAUUUUUUUAUUAUUGUGGUGGGUCCUAUUUAGCCAUAUGAUAAUUUGAAAAAACCAAAAAAACAGCAAAAACCAACAGAAUUAUUUUAAGACCAUAAAACAUGGAACUAAUUCUUGUUUGUAAGAUACCAGAAUAAAACAUGCUUCCAAAGAAUAUUACUCAAAUGUGGAUAAAGAAAUUUUAAUGUAUAUACUUAUGGGAUAGUUAAAUGCUUAGAAUGAUCUGUCACACUGGUGGAAUUGCUUCAGAGAUUUUCUGGGAAAGGAGGUGUAUAUAAUUAUUUGCUCCUUUGUUUAUAUUAAUGCUUCUCUCAAGUGCACAAUGAAAACCAAAGUGCAUAUGUGACAGCCUUCACAUGUACCAUUAAAACACUGCCUGUAUUCUUAAUUCACAAU